Messenger RNA from Lodderomyces elongisporus, 975 nucleotides. RefSeq names its product recombinase (gene DLH1). The transcript has 3 exons. Bases 1 to 975 code for a protein of 324 amino acids. Gene Ontology annotation, cellular component: nucleus; condensed nuclear chromosome. Lineage: Eukaryota; Fungi; Ascomycota; Pichiomycetes; Serinales; Debaryomycetaceae. Gene Ontology annotation, biological process: DNA strand invasion; mitotic recombination; DNA repair. The record is from RefSeq and is a predicted model, not a curated record. Gene Ontology annotation, molecular function: ATP hydrolysis activity; DNA strand exchange activity; double-stranded DNA binding.
AUGGAAGUUGCAAAUCAAGUCCAAUCCAUUGAUAUACUUCAAGAUCAUGGCAUUAAUGCUAGUGACAUUACCAAACUUCGCAGUGCUGGUAUAUGUUCUAUUGCUACAGUUUUGUCCACAACACGAAGAAACCUUACCAAAAUCAAAGGGCUUAGUGAGGUAAAAGUUGAAAAGAUUAAAGAGGCAGCAGGAAAAAUCAAGACUACGGGCUUCAUUCCUGCUACUAUCCUAGCGGAGCAACGACAAAGAGUGUUUACGAUAACUACCGGUUCCAAGCAAUUCGAUGAAAUUCUUGGAGGAGGAAUAACCUCCAUGAGCAUUACCGAAGUAUUUGGUGAGUUUAGAUGCGGUAAGACGCAAUUGUGUCAUACAUUGUGUGUUGCUGCUCAAUUACCAAAAGACCUUGGAGGUGGAGAGGGCAGAGUUGCGUACAUUGACACUGAAGGAACAUUUAGACCCGAACGAAUUAGGGCCAUAGCCAACCGUUUUGGAGUUGAUCCUGAUAAUUGUCUUGAAAAUAUUUCGUACGCUCGAGCAUUGAACAGCGAACACCAGAUUGAACUUGUUGAGCAAUUGGGCAAUGAGUUGGCCGAGGGUACGUACAGCUUGUUGAUUGUCGAUUCAAUAUUAGCAUGUUUUAGAGUCGAUUAUUCAGGUAGAGGCGAAUUAAAUGAAAGGCAGCAGAAACUAAACCAACACUUGAGCCAUUUGACAAGACUCGCUGAAGACUACAACAUAGCCGUGUUCUUGACCAAUCAAGUGCAAAGUGACCCUGGUGCGAGUAGUUUAUUUGCUGCGGCAGACGGUAGGAAACCAGUUGGAGGACAUGUUUUGGCUCAUGCAUCAGCAACAAGGAUCUUGUUAAGAAAAGGGCGAGGAGAAGAGAGAGUUGGUAAAUUGCAGGACAGUCCCAACAUGCCAGAGAAAGAAUGUGUUUAUGUAAUUGGUGAAGGAGGGAUUAAGGAUAGCGAAUGA